CAACAACAGAUGAAAUAAGGGACUUGGAUAUAAAAAAUAAAAAAAAUCUAUUCUAGAAUAAAUCUUAUGGACUGAUGAAAAAAAUGUAUAGUCUCUUCCAGAUGGGUUCAAAAGUCUCCAAAUAUCUGCAAGACCAAGAUUUUUACACAUCCUGUGAAGCGUCAGUGUUGCUCUAGGGGGCUUACACACUUUUGCUUCACUAUGAUCAAGGACUGAGUCCAUCAAAAGAUUAAAGUCUCCUCCCAAUAUUAUAUCAUGAGUGGUGCCAGCGGCUUGCAGCAUCCCUUCAAGAUCUAUAAAAAAGCCCUGAUCAUCAGCGUUAGGCGCAUAAAUAUUAGCCGAAAUCAACCUUUGCCCCUGAAUUUCUGUUAAAACAAUAAUGACUCUUCCUAAUUUAUCUUUAAUCUGUUUGAGAAAUUUGAAUUUUAGAUGUUUACUUAUUAAUGAAAUGACUCCCCUGCUCUUACUUGAGCCAGCACUGAAGAAAACAUGUCCACCCCAUAUCUUACCAAAUUUUACAGCUUCUUGUGGGGAAAGAUGUGUUUCUUGAAGAAACACUAUCAUAUUUCUUACAUUUAAGAAAAGAAAUAACCUUUUUAUAGGGUGCCCCAACCCAUUCACAUUCCAUGUGGAGAGAGACAACUUAUUCAUAUUAACAUUUGACAUAUUGAUAAAAUAAAAUAAAAAGUUGUGUGUCAAAAACAAGAUUACACAGACCACAUUGCCCAUUAAUGCAACAGUCAAACCCUGAACUUCCCCACGAACAAAACAAACAGAAAAAAGAAAAACAUGCGCAUUAACCCCGCACACGACAGCGCCAACUGGCGUUAAUCCCUCUAAACUCAGAGUCCAUGUACGUCUACGAGAGCCCCCGCGAUAACUUUGCCAUCGGAUUGCUCAAGUCCGAUGCUUCUAUACAAAUUUUGUGAGGCAAAAUUACAUAACAGAAAAUACUUUGUAAAACAGACCCCAACCAACAGGCAGAAUAAAAGAAAAAACAUGUAGACUCAUUCACAGAACCGUCUCGAGGUGUGAUCCUCCGCAAAACAAACUCCAGCUGAUAUAAAGCCGUUCAGUUUCCUCGGACAGACAAACAAUUGUUCAGUGAGCCAGCUGUUAUGAGUUCAGCAGAUGAUGUAAUCAUUCUACUGUCCCUUAAAAAUACUCCACAAAAACAAACUCCAGCCAACAGGAGGCAUAAGCACAAAGAACGAACAGAUUUAUCCACAGCUGUUCCAAAGGAGUGUUAUUCAACAGAACAACUCCAGCCACUAGGCAGAGCCAGCACGAAAAACAAAACCGGCAUCCCGGUUCAUCGGAUGAUCAAGAGCCAAACUAACUCGGAGGCCGCACAAAAAAAAAAAAAAAAAAAAAAAAAAAUACACCAUAACUUACUCAGCCCGUCAACUUUAUAAAAGACGUCCUUUAUGUGAGCAUGUAGAUAUUUUGCGGUCAUCCAUAGUGUCCAUUCUCGAUCUGGCCGGGAACAUCAGUGUAAAAAACGAUCGUCCGUCAAUGCAAAAGUUUCUUGGAGUCAUGCCACAAAACAAACUCCAGCCGCUAGGCGGAGCCAGCACAAAAAGAAACAAAAAUGGCACCUAGCUUCCUCUGAUAAUAGAGUCCCUGAACCGUGAGUCAGUCCACUAAUAUAAGAAACAUCAAAUGGCUUACUCCAAUGUAUUUAUAAAGGAGAGUGCCUGUUUUGGACAAGUAAAUACUAUUGCGACCAUUCUUCGUUUCUAUUCUCAGUUUGGCCAGGAACAUCAGUGCAAAAGUGAUCUUCUGUUGGUGUAAGAGUUUCUUACAUUCCUUGAACCGAUUGCGUUUCUCUCGUCAAAUUCACAAAGUCCAGAAAGCUUUCCUUUGCUCCUCGCCUGGCGCAACACUAGAUCUUUAUCGGAUGAUUUCAGAAAUUUGGCCAGAAUUGAUCGGUGCAGUUCUGCGAGGCAGUAUUUCUUUUCUCCCUCAGCAGUUCUGCGAGCCGGGACUCUGUGAGCUCGUUCGAUUUCCAGUUUAUGACCUGUUAUGUCGAGAAGACUCGAAGAGCUCGUCCAGGAAUUUCACCAUAUCUCUGCCCUCUUCAUGCUCAGGAAUUCCAACAAUUCGUAUGUUAUUCCUUCAGCUUAUAUUUACGAAAUAUUCCAGUUUUUCCUAAAUUAAUUCCAAAUCUGUUUUGGACGCUGGCGGAAUAGCGGAUAAUUCCCUUUCCGAUGACUCAAGAUAAUCGAUACGUCUUUCAACUUCUGUCACUCUUGUAACCAACUCGGAGAAUUUGGUUUCCAUUGCCGUAAUCGAUCGACGUAUUACAGCGAGAUCCUCCAAGUCAGCAACAACCUUCGUCAGCAUUACAGAGAUGUUGGACAGUUGACAUUGAAUUUCAUCUACCGACGUGCUGUCCAAAUCGAUUCCCUGGUCCGCAGGCCCAUCAGAGGCCUCAGCUUGAACACCCACGUGCUGACCCCAUACCCAUAUGCAGCUUCUGUUUGGGCACAAAGGAGUCCAAUCGAGACAAGAGGCCAGAGGAGCUGCUGUCCUGUGCUGACUGUGGGAGCAGUGGCCAUCCAUCAUGUCUGAAGUUCUCUGCUGAUUUGACUGCAAAUGUCAAGGCUCUGCGGUGGCAAUGCAUUGAAUGCAAAACAUGCAGUUCCUGUCAGAUUCAGGGGAAGAAUGCUGAUGAGAUGCUCUUCUGUGACUCCUGUGACAGGGGUUUUCACAUGGAGUGUUGUGACCCACCACUCUCCAGAAUGCCAAAAGGAAUGUGGAUCUGCCAAGUAUGCAAGCCAAAAGAGCAGGAGGAAAAACGGUUGCUACACAAGACAGCGGCCCAGAUCAAAAAGCGAUAUGCAAAGCCAGGAAGGCCAAGAAAAAAUCUAGCACAUCCAACAAUGUCCGACAGUGGUGGUCCAGGAUCCGUUGAGCUGUCUGACAAAGAACGGCAUGGUAGGGGUUCCAUAAGCACUUUCUCUACCCCACCCUCAUCAAGCACCUUUAUACCCGCCACAGACGGCAGGAGUCCCACUGAUCCCCUCACAUCCACACCCACCCUCACCACGUUGCCCCCAUUCAACAACAAAACCAAAGGUCUCAUAGACGGGCUUUCCAAAUUUUUCACGCCAUCGCCCUUGGGUCGACGGUUGCGUGCUGAGGCGUCGGGCUCCACGAAUCAGCACAAGGCCAGGAAGCGUGGCUAUCGGAAACAGCGGCGUGAACCCCAUUCCAGCUCGACGGCACCAGGUGCAAGGUUAAACGCUCCAUCUAGCGUUCUCCUUACCCCCUCCCCUUCGCAAGGACACAGCCCCAUCUCACUGAACCCCGUCCAGUCUUCUUCACCCUCCUCUGCCCACUCUCCACACAGCUCCUCCUCCCAGUCUAGUGGCCCCUUCCUCAGCAGCCUCCCAGGCAACAACCAGCUGAAGGGACUCUUUGAUGGACUGUCUCACAUCUUUACCACUCAGGGACUGUCCCGGCAAAAGGGACUCCCCAGCUACGCACCGCCCAAGCGUACGCGGCGCACCCAGGACACUUCCACCUCACCCAAAACGUCCCUACAUCUUCAAGGAAAGAAGCCCGUCAAGGGUUUCGUGAGUAAAUUAGCAUCCCUGUCCAAUUCGGCUUCAGGAUGGCCACCCAAGCGGGGCCGACCAUUUAAGUCAGUGCUCCAUUUCAAGCAAACUCCCUUUUUGAGAAAGCACAAGCUGCUAGGCAGGUUUAGGUUUAAGGCCUCCCCACAGAGGGAGCACACCACACCAGGGAAGGGCAGAUUGGCAGACGGAAGUGUUAAACCUGACCCAAACCAUGCUUUUACUGCAGAUAGAUGCUUAAGAAGAGAGCAACAGGAAGGAAGGAUGAUUUUACUCAAUGACCAUGUGGCUGAGGAAGAUCUGAAAUUGUUCAGGCACAUCAAGGAGCUUACAGCAAAGAAAUCUGGUGGUGAUCAAGGACAAUCCCCUCCCUUGAUUGAGUUUGGGAAAUAUGAAAUACAAACCUGGUAUUCCUCACCGUACCCUCCAGAAUAUUUAAGAUUACUGAAGCUUUAUCUGUGCGAGUUCUGCUUAAAGUACAUGAAAAGCCAGGACAUUCUGCUGAGGCAUUCAAAGAAAUGUGGGUGGUUUCAUCCGCCAGCUAAUGAGAUCUACAGGAAGGGUAACCUCUCUGUGUUUGAGGUUGACGGAAAUAUCAGCAAAAUUUUCUGCCAAAACCUUUGUUUGCUGGCAAAGCUUUUUCUGGACCACAAGACUCUGUAUUACGAUGUGGAGCCUUUUCUCUUCUAUGUUCUAACACAGAGAGAUGACAAGGGCUGUCAUCUUGUCGGAUACUUCUCAAAGGAAAAGCUUUGCCAGCAGAAGUACAAUGUCUCCUGCAUAAUGAUCAUGCCUCAGUACCAAAGGCAAGGAUUUGGGAGAUUCCUCAUUGAUUUUAGUUACUUACUUUCCAGACUGGAGGGCCAGGCCGGCUCCCCAGAGAAGCCUCUAUCUGAUCUGGGUCGUCUGUCCUACUUGGCUUAUUGGAAAAGUGUCAUACUGGAGUACCUGCACAACCACCCAGAUAAGAGUGCCAGCAUCAGGAGACUGAGCCGAGCCACGGGCAUGUGUCCACAUGACAUCGCUACCACACUUCAGCAGCUCAACAUGAUUGAUUUCCAGGAUGGCAGGUUUGUGAUCAUCCGAAGACAUCAGCUGAUUCAAGAACACAUGGAAAGACUGAGAGAGAAGCCCCGACUUCAUGAGGUAGACCCCGACUGCCUGAGCUGGUCUCCAGUUUCAGUCUGCAGAAGCCCGUCCGUAGAACUGCAGAGGGCUGGGCCACAGGCAGGGGAGCGUGCAGACUGCAGUGUGUCGUCCAUGAACUUGUCAACAGGGAUGGGCUACACCAGCAGAAGACCUCCGCUAACCAAGUGCAAGAACUUCAGCAGAAGAUACUCAGACCCACUAUUUGCAAACAACACUAGGAAAGAUUACAAUGUGAGCGAGGAAAGUAGCAGUAAUGAUGAUGAUGAUGAAAAUGACGACGAAGACAUUGAUUCAAUCAAAUCCCAGUCUAGGCAAGGUCUCAAGAGAAAGCGGGCAUCAACUCUGCGACGGAAGAGAGGGCGAAGGAGAACACGAAUCAACAGCAGUGUUACCACAGAGACCAUCUCGGAGAGAACAGAGGUGCUAGAUGAGCCAUUUGAAAACUCUGAUGUAGAAAGCCCUCUGGCACAACCCAGCAGGAGGGAUUGCAGUGAGGAUGAGGAGAAGAGCCAGAGGGUAGCUGUGCGUCGGCCAGGAAGACCAAGGAGACAUAGAGAUGACAAUCACUCAUAUCAGUGUAAAGGAGGAGGGAAUGUGGAAGGUGUUUCUAAAGCAGUGAAAAAGGACAAUCCUCGACCUGUAAAGCGAAAGAAAGGCUGGCCCAAAGGUGUCAAACGAGGGCCUCCCAAAUGGAGAUUGAAGGAGCGCAAAAUGGGCUUUAAGCUAAACCUCUACACGCCUCCAGAAACACCAAUGGUCACAGUGGAACAGGAACAAGAGGAAGAGCAGGUUGCCAGCCCUGCUUCCUUCUCUGUACCAUGCGAUUCCGUCAGAGAUCCCAGACCAGAGGACCCAGAGCUGGACACCUGCGUUUUAGAGGCCCACAGCCACGAGCCGCUCGAAUCUCACAAAGUGAAUGAGGACGAGUCAACAGACAAGUCUGACAUUGUGGAAAAUUCUCCCUGUGUUGAUGAGACCAAUGAGACAACACCAAAUCAAGUGGACGAUGCAGAACAGUCAACUGAGAAUACGGAGGAAGUCAAGAACCUUAAGCCAGAGGGUGAAGAGGAAAGCAGGGUUGAUAAAGGCUCUGGGGAACGCGAUGAGGAUGAGGAUGAGGAUGAAGAGCCAGAACCAACUCAUGUGGACGAUCACGAUGCAGAUGAUGAAGAUGAUAGCCAUGAGCAGAGAAUGGAGGACCCUGAGCCAGUACCAGAAAGGGACCUUGCUGAAAACUCUGAGCCAGUUACAACUCUUAGUAGUAAUAAAGAUUCUGAAGAGCAGCCAAGCCCUGUUGCUGGACCUCUUCAGUGCUUAACAGAGAUUGCGUCUGAAAGUGCAUCCAGCAUGGAUGCACAUCAGGACGACACUGUGGACUCUGAUCAUCCACCUGACUCCGAAUCAGAGGAAGAGGAUAACAGUCAGAAGCCUGAUGAAAAGCAUAUGGGCCCAUUGACCCCUGCAAUAAAAGAGGAUCAUAACAUCUCCCCUGAGAUUGACAUGGAGACCGCUCAAGCAGUGCAGUCUCUUACUCGAGAGUCAGAGCAGGAUAGGCAAUUUCAGGACUGUGUGGAGACCCAAGAGGCCUGCCACAGCCUACAGAGGUAUGUACAUGUUGAGCAGAGUCCUCACAUGACACCUGUUGAUGACUGCCAGCAAUCCAAUCACAGCAGUCCUCUGUCUUCGGUCCAUUCUCACCCGAGCCAAUCUGUACGAUCGGUCAACAGUCCAGCCGUGUCCAUUUUAGAAAGCGGCUACACACAGAUCAGCCCCGAUCAGGGCACUGUCUCUGUGCACUCGCUUCAUAAUAACAUGGAGACCAGCCCAAUAAUGGAUGUCCCCUCGGUGUCAGACCAUUCUCAGCAGGUGGUGGACAGUGGCUUCAGUGAUCUAGGCAGCAUCGAGAGCACCACUGAGAAUUAUGAGAAUCCCAGCAGUUAUGACUCCACACUGGGCAACAGCAUUUGUGGCUCAGGAGCAGGAGCGGGCGCCUCCUCUCAGAGCAGCUGUUCCUAUGGCAACCUCUCCUCCGGUGGCAGCCACAGUCAGAGCAGCUGUGCUGUGUCCCAGCAGAUGGCCGGUCCUGUGGUGAACAAUACUGGCGCUUGCAGCAUGCUCCAGCAAACCAGCAUGAGCUCCUCUCAGGGAUGCAGUGUGAAGUCUCCACAAGGUUGUGUGCCUGAGAGGCAGCCCAGCCAUCCACAUGGGCAUGGACAUGGGCACGGACAUAGCCACAGUCAUCACCACAGCCAUCAUCAGCACCACCCACACCAUCAACAUCACCAACAUCCACAACAUCAGUACCAGCAACCUCUGUCACACUGCUCCAUGCCCGCCAGCUUCGCUCAGCCCAUGCAACUCCCUGACAUCCCGGAAUCCAAUAACCCAUCCAGCAACCUAGGUCUGUAUGAUCGAAUGGGACAGGGAGAAUAUGGAGGUGGACACUCAGCUACUUUCAGCCUGGCUAAGCUCCAGCAGCUCACCAAUACACUUAUGGACCACCCCUUGCCCUUUAGCCAUUCUGCCUCGCACUCCAUCACAUCCUAUGCAAACAACAACGGCUCGUUGUCCACACAGCUCAGUCCUCACAAUCCUGCCCUGGUGUCGCUGUCUCAGCCUCCACACUCAGUCACGGGUGGAGGCCCUCAGUCACAGGCUACUGUGACUCCUCCCCCUAACAUGACCCCGCCCCCCAUGAUGCUGCAGCGCAACAUGGCGACCCCCAAUAUGAACUUGGCCUCCUCUCAGAGACUGCAAACACAAAUAGCCCCCAAGAAUCACCACCAUCAUGCUGUGUCCAUUCGCUCCAAGUCAGCCCCUCUGCCGCCCCACCACCAGCAGCAGAUGUAUGGAAGGGGUCCUCAGACUGUAGCCAUGCAGGCUCCUGGUAGGACACUGGCUAUUCCACCGCGAAUGAACAUGGGGGUCAACCUCAUGCCUGCGCCAGCUUACAAUGUCAACUCGAUGAACGUUAACGUCAAUAUGGCACCUCUUAACGCGAUGAACACUUAUAGAGUAACUCAGCCCAUGAUGAAUGGGGGCUACCAUGGCAAUCAUACUUAUAUGAAUCAAUCUCCACAGUACUCUAUGCAGAUGGGCAUGAUGGGUACUCAGCCUUACUCACAACAGCCCAUGCAGGCCCCUCCCCAUGGAAAUAUGAUGUACAGCUCAGCAGGUCAUCAUGGUUACGUGAAUACGGGCAUGUCCAAACAACCCUUAAAUGGGCCUUAUAUGAGACGAUAAUCAGCGACCUGAAAAUGAAAGGGUUGUGAUGUUGACUUGAGGUAUUUUGUUUUCUUAUUUUCAUUGUUAAUGUUGGCUUUUAUGGAUCUUUCUGAAAGAACCAGCACUUGGUAAGAAUGCAAAAAAGUUUUGUUUAUUGGCUAAAUUUUAGCUUUUUUCCCAUAUUUAUGGGAAGCCUUACAGCAUACGAUUUAAAAAUGUAACAUUUGUGUAAGUGUAAAUCUCCCCUUGAACUGCAUUGCAGUUUAAUGGAGGUUACAUUCUCUAAGUUGGAAACUGCAUUAUGGAACCUUUAAAUGUGCCUGCAUUGUAUGUUUUUGGACAAAAGAGCCUUUUCAAUGUACCUUUAGCAAUCGCAAGGUUAUAUAUGUAAGUCUGUACUCAUGCCUUCAUUUGAUUUAAAUUAUUGUAAAUCAACUUUUAUAUUUUUUUAAAUGUAAGGUUAUACUUAGCAUGCUAUAACGUCUUUGUUAGUGACGGUGCAUCAAAGUAGUACUGUACAGUGUUGUGCUUAAUAGCAAGCAAUUUUAUAUUAAAUGUAUGGCCUUGUUUAGGUUUCCCUCAUAUGGAAGGAAAAAAUUAAACUAUUUUUGUUGAUUCUAAUACUGUAAAGAUUUCAAACAUUGUCAUGUUCGGCUUGGAAGGUUCUAUUGCGAAUUGUGUAUAAUUUGUUACUUUAGAACUAGUCCUUUACCUGAGGCAGCUUUCUGUUUUUAUACAAUUUUAAAGCAAUUUCUGUCACAAUAGCAAAGAACAGUAAAUGUCAGUAUUUGUACAUGUAGAAAUCUAAAUCAAUGGGGGAAGGGAAAACGAGAACAUUUCAAGGGGCAGAGCUGCAAAAAUAUUAUUAUGAGUGUCAAUUUACUCCAAAGUUGGUCUUUUAUGAAAUGCCUUUAAACUUACAUUUUCAUUCCAUCUGUAGAUUUUUUUUUUUUUUUUUUUUUUUUUUUUAUCUUUAUAAACCAUCUGAUUUAUAUUUUACUGAAAUGUAGAACAGUAGCCUUGUUGAUAGACAAAACAGAUGGCAUGUAAAAAGGUAAAUUGUAUCGUGUCUGUUUGUAUAGCUUAUUUUGUAGCCUUUGUACCUGUACAGAAUGGCAGUUUGACGUAAGAGGGAUAUCCUGACUGUACUAAUUAACAGAGCAACAGUCCUGUAUUUAUGAGUUACCUUUUUAGUCAGUCACUUAAAUGCUGUACAUUUUAGCAGAAAAUAAAUUAUGAUGAGCCACUGACAGA
This is a messenger RNA of Myxocyprinus asiaticus (Chinese sucker), 9209 nucleotides long. RefSeq names its product histone acetyltransferase KAT6B-like. Lineage: Eukaryota; Metazoa; Chordata; Actinopteri; Cypriniformes; Catostomidae. The transcript is spliced from 16 exons. Gene Ontology annotation, biological process: nucleosome assembly; regulation of DNA-templated transcription. Gene Ontology annotation, molecular function: histone acetyltransferase activity; DNA binding. The record is from RefSeq and is a predicted model, not a curated record. The coding region runs from base 2679 to 7973 and encodes 1764 amino acids. Gene Ontology annotation, cellular component: nucleosome; MOZ/MORF histone acetyltransferase complex.